AUGGGCAUGCCCCUCCGCUCAUGUAUCAAGGCUGCCGAGCCCAUCGAACCUCCUACAGCCACGCCCUCAUGUACGUCUCCGCCCUGGCUGGCGGGCAUAUCGUCCGACUGCCGCUGGGCCGGGGGGCCGACGUGCACCCCCACGCUCGAGACCCACGCCCUCAUCCACCGCGGAGAGGGACAGCGCUUCAUCGCGGUCCUACCACCGGCCACCGAGGGCCUGCUGCCGGCCACCGAGGACGUGGCGAGGUCAUACAAGCCCGCGGGCCUGCGGUGCUUCAUGUGGGUGGCGCUGGGAUUGUUUGAUCAGAUGUUGUGCAUGAGCGGCAUCGCGGAGCGACACCGCUGCCUUCAAGUUGAGCCGUGCAGCGUCAUGGCGGGCGAGUUCGCCCCGGGGACUCUACCCGCGAUAUCUGUGGCUGUCAAGGAAGAGGAUGCCAAUCGUGCGAUCGACGGGGACCUCUCGGACACGGGCAUGUCGAAUUCGGAUGGGGACCGUCCGCCGUUGAUGAUCCCUCCGCCACAGGUAACCUCCAGGCCUCUGGAUUCGACCGAAGAGCAAGCCCUUGAUGGACGCCUCGCCGCUGGCGGCUGGUGCAACGCGCUCACUUCCGUACGGUAUAACUUAUGA
Molecule: messenger RNA, 630 nt
Organism: Postia placenta MAD-698-R-SB12
Lineage: Eukaryota; Fungi; Basidiomycota; Agaricomycetes; Polyporales; Adustoporiaceae
Exons: 2
Coding region: 1-630 (209 amino acids)
Source: RefSeq, a predicted model, not a curated record